Messenger RNA from Vanessa atalanta (red admiral), 2125 nucleotides. Its product is annotated as eukaryotic translation initiation factor 2-alpha kinase 1-like. The record is from RefSeq and is a predicted model, not a curated record. NCBI's taxonomy places the organism in Eukaryota, Metazoa, Arthropoda, Insecta, Lepidoptera, Nymphalidae. Gene Ontology annotation, biological process: protein phosphorylation. Gene Ontology annotation, molecular function: ATP binding; protein kinase activity. The coding region runs from base 214 to 1938 and encodes 574 amino acids. The transcript has 3 exons.
UUAUAUAGUGUGCAAUAUUUGUGAAAUGUGUAUUUGUUUCCCUAACUUACUUGUUCAUUUAUCAUUGUAAUUUUUAUGCCGUUUAAAAUGUCUUCAUAUAAUUACAAUUCGCCGUACAGUAUUACCUUGGCUUGAUAAUGAUUAUCAGAGACUUUAAUGAAAGAAAAUCGUGGAUUCAACAUCUAGGCCACUGAAGAAGUUACGUAUUUAGCAAUGGAUAGUAAGAAACAUGAUAAAUGGGAAGCCUUGGCUACCGUUAAAUCUUUCGAUCAAGGUAUUGCUCGCAAUAGUCACCAUGAGUCCAUCUUGCAACAGAGCAUGCAACACAUCGAAGUUAUCAACUCCACAGCAACAACACCCAUUAGCUUACUCGUGCAAUCACUGGUUAAGCAGUUAUGUUCACUUCUGGAAAAGGACCUCAACAGAGCCAACCAAUUGUACAACACUAUUUGUGAGAAACUUCACAGUAUGAAUUUAAUUGAUAAUUCAUAUUCGAUGGGAGAGUUCGAAGUGAUGAGGAGUCAGUAUCAGAGAGCUCUUUACCAACUCGUCACAGUCGCCAGUGGUUCAGAAAUACCGAUUCCUCUCCCAGUGUCCUGGCCCAUCACUAGUUCAGCUCUGGAGUGGUCGCGAUACCACAAGGAGUUUGAAGAAUUAUACUUUAUAGCGGGUGGGGGGUUUGGUAGCGUGUUCAAAGCGCGACAUAGGUUAGAUGGCGUCGAAUACGCUGUAAAAAAAGUUUUUAUCAAAUCAUCCGACGUUAAUUCCAUAAUGACGCAUUUGGCUGAAGUAAAAACAAUCGCCAGUUUAAAUCACACGAAUAUAGUCAAUUAUAAGGCUGCAUGGCUGGAACCAAUGAUAGAAUCGAAAGUUAAGAAGAAAAAUAAAUUUAAAAUGGACACUGAUCAUGAUGAUUUUUCAAUGGGAUCUAACAAAGAUUCUUCUGUUUAUCCUGACAUCAUGAAAUCUUUUAAAACGUACAAUUCUAAAGAAUUAACUAAGCACUAUAGCCAAUCUGACUUCAUAAUAUCAUUUGAGAGAUCGAAUACUUUGGACAAUUCCGUAACUUCUGAUGAAGAGUUGGAAGACGAGGAAGAUUCGAGUUCAGCCGAGCGGAACGCUGUAUGCAAACUUAUGUCAGGCAAAGAAUACGAAAACUGCUCUCGAGUUAACUUGAAAUGGGCCACCCUGUAUAUACAGAUGACUUACUGUCAACAAACCCUUAAGCAGUGGCUGGACGAGCGCAAUAACCAUAUGAAACUCUCCAGGAAAAAUUCCGAAGAUCUAACACUGCAACACAGUGACUCGACUGAUUCCAAUUGCUACGACUCUUCCUUCUCUGAUUCCAACGUGGCGUGGACUCGUGUCUUGGUUGACAUGUUCACUCAGCUCGUCCGAGGACUGCAUUAUAUUCAUUCGAAAGGGAUAAUUCAUCACGACGUUAAGCCCAGUAAUGUGUUCGUGGCUCAGAGUGAAAAUGGGCUACUCGUUCAGCUGGGCGAUUUUGGCUUGGCCUGUCCGUUGCAGCAGUCUCAUAGCGGAUUAGCCCUCGGUACGCAUUUGUACGCUGCGCCAGAACAACUAGAAGGUCAAUGCAAUCCUAAGAGUGACAUGUAUUCGCUCGGCAUCAUACUUCUAGAGAUGGUGGAGCCGUUCGGCACUGACAUGGAGCGUGUGAAAACAAUAACGGGCCUUCGCAAGGGACAGAUCCCAGCGAACCUCACCGCGAACUACCCAAAGAUAGCUCACAUCAUCGGGAAGUUGAUCCAAAGGCGACCGAACAAACGAUUAGAUACAACACAACUGCUCGAAGAACUUAGCACUCUCUCUGAAAACAAAGACGAUACGAUACGUUUGCUCAAAGAGGAGUUGGCUGCGAAGGAAGACGAAAUAGCCCAUUUGAAGUUGAUGCUCGCUAAAUGUAACUUCCGUUCAUGAUAGAUUUAAUGUGUUAAAAUCCAACUUAAAACGGGGAUAGUGUUGCUAGUGCUGCCAUUAAUGUCACAAAUUAAUUUUAUUUCGAGCAAAUUUUUUUUUUUUAAAUCUGUACAAUUAUUAAGGUAGUUUGAACAAUAAUCUUUUACUCGAAUUAUUUUAAAUUUUAAUAAAUUCCACUUGAAAUUGA